Messenger RNA from Trichobilharzia regenti, 558 nucleotides. Lineage: Eukaryota; Metazoa; Platyhelminthes; Trematoda; Strigeidida; Schistosomatidae. The record is from the annotation of a GenBank genome assembly.
ACAAGAUAUCUCGAGGAAAGCAUUAUUUUGUCGGAUUUUUCAUUGGAUGAUCGUCCAGUUAAAGCAAUAUAAUUUCACUGAAGCUCUUUGAUUUAAGUGCGUUUCAACCUCAUGUUCUUCAUAAUUAUCAAGGUAUUGCCUAUGAUGCACACAUCCCUUAUACAUACUACCGUUACAAAGUUAUGCAAGUCCCUUUCUUGUCACCUUCGACGCCAGUUUCUGUCGUUAUUACCAUCUCCUGAGUAUCGACCUUUCAGAAUGACAAUGAACAAAUUAUCCAUUCCCUUCACUGUUCGCUUCUUUACUAUACUUCCUAAACUCAACAUUCAAACUGUCAUUACAGCUAUAGAGCAAGAUAUUAUAUAUUUGCGCAGGAAUCGCACUCAACUUAUUCCAUCAUUCCUUGAAUCGAAAUCUCGUAGCUAGUCUCUACUAUUUACCAGAAACCGCACAGAAAAAUUCCCUUCGCAUUCUACUCAGGACCUCAAAGCGAAAAUCGACUAGAUUAGUUAAACCGCAUGUUCAGCCAUUAGGAAAAUCCAAUAACACAGGAUCUAU